This is a messenger RNA of Suillus subaureus, 264 nucleotides long. RefSeq lists its product as uncharacterized. The transcript has a single exon. The record is from RefSeq and is a predicted model, not a curated record. NCBI's taxonomy places the organism in Eukaryota, Fungi, Basidiomycota, Agaricomycetes, Boletales, Suillaceae. The annotation marks the transcript as partial.
AGAUUCAAAUAUUCACGCUUAUAUAUUUAUUUAGCCCUUCAACGAUGCCAUUUGUGCUUUGACAUUUUUCCUCUCAUACUCGCCUACAUAGCUCUCGACCGUACUGGCUCUCCAGACUCCAGGACUCAUUUAAGAUUCUUAGUCAUCAUCCAUCUUCAUCUCUGCACUCAUUGCAAGACUCAAGUCAUCGACCACAUACUACAUAUUGGAUUCCCAUCAAUUGAACCUGCUAAUAAAAUUGGUCUUGAUGUCGAUUUCUUGUAA